Molecule: messenger RNA, 869 nt
Organism: Lolium rigidum
Lineage: Eukaryota; Viridiplantae; Streptophyta; Magnoliopsida; Poales; Poaceae
Exons: 1
Coding region: 91-603 (170 amino acids)
Source: RefSeq, a predicted model, not a curated record
CCAACAAACCACCAAGCAACUACCAAAAAGUGACACCAAAACCUCCAUUGCAAGUCCAACCGCUAGCUCGUGCUCUCCCUCCGAUCUCUCAUGGCAACGGCAGCGGCCAGUCGGCCCAGCGGGCCGGUCCUGUCGAUUCCCAUCUACCAUUCGGCCUCACCUACCCGUGUCAAGCUCUCCGCCGGCAGCGGCCUCCGUUCGCCGGGAAAGUUCGUCAGCGUCUCGUCGCCGAAGGCGUCGUCAGCCGCCGCGAAGAGCCGUCAGUCAUGCAUGUGCUCCCCGACAAACCACCCCGGCUCGUUCCGCUGCAGCAAGCACAAGGAGCGCAAGCACGAUGCCCCGGCCGGCCACAGCAAGCUCGCGGUGCCAUCCCUCUUCAGCGGCGUCUCGAGCGGCGCCUGCAGCAUGGGCGCUAAGCCCACGGGCAGCGCGCUGGUGCGGGUGGGCGGCGCCAUGGAGAGCGGGACUUGGGCGCGGAGGGCGCUCGCGCCGUCCCCGCAGUCGCAGCACCGGAGGCGCGCCGCCGGCGGGUUCCGCCCAAGGCCCAGCCGGCUCUCCGCCGUCUCCUUUGCCGGUGAGCGCGCCGGGGACAACAGACAGUGAGCAAACCAACCAACACCGUCGACAUGCCAUAGCAAAGAUGCUUGUACAUACUGUGCAUAGCAAAGAAGAAAUUCCCCGAAUAAUUCACCGGGAUCUUCCUGUCCGCUGUAAGUAAUUAGCCGGUGGAGACUGGAGUUUUAGAUUCAGUCGGUCAUUCCACAGACAGUAGCAGAGUUUGUAAUCCCCUCCUGUCCGAUGUGUUAUUUUGGAUAUAUACAUAGUGAGAAAUGGAGACAUGUUGAUACAUGGAUCAGGCUUAUCCACCA